Molecule: messenger RNA, 13849 nt
Organism: Doryrhamphus excisus (bluestripe pipefish)
Lineage: Eukaryota; Metazoa; Chordata; Actinopteri; Syngnathiformes; Syngnathidae
Product: dynein axonemal heavy chain 9
Biological process (GO): microtubule-based movement
Cellular component (GO): dynein complex
Molecular function (GO): dynein intermediate chain binding; minus-end-directed microtubule motor activity; dynein light intermediate chain binding
Source: RefSeq, a predicted model, not a curated record
ACUGCAAUCCCGAGGACAACAAUGGCUGUCUCUGAGCAGGUGAUGGACAAACAGAGUCAUCUCCAUGACAACAGCCUCAUUAAUGCAAACACUGCGUGUCUAUAGGGACUUAUGGGGACAUUGUGACACAGCAAGCCCCUCAGGCGGACAUGGACGAGUCCCACGCUGAAGACCGCCGACUGGAUUAUAUCGAGGAUUACGUGCUGAGGACUCUUCAAGUCAAACAUGAACUCUGGAAAAAGUGUGUAUCCUGCGAGGAGAACUUGCGGAUCCUGCAGGACUUUCUGGACUCACCGGGACAGGGGAGCUUAGUGGUGUCUGUGACCGCCGCUGGACUCCUGCAGCCCGCCGCUGGAUUCACCUUCCAGUCCACCAGAACCAAGGCGGUCUACUUUCUGAAGACAAGGAGCACGGCGCUCAGCCCUGGCGGAAUGCGGGAAGACCUGGUCUCUGGGGACCUGUCCUACGCGCCGCUGGACCACUUAUCUGCUCUGGUUGACGAGGUUGUGGCCCCUUUGCUUUGCAACAGCAGGAAUCACACCGAAUGGCCUCAGGUGGUGUCCCGGGAUGUCAGACACCUCAUCCACUCCCUCAAGAGCCAUGUGUUUGUGGUGUCUGGCCAAGUGCAAGGCAAGACGCUUCUGUCACUUCCUUUCGGUUUGGAGGGAGCGGAAAAAGCUUCCUUGGAGACAAACAAAAGGGGAGAACCAGUCGAUACGAGCAUCAUCCACUCCUUGGAGUCAGCAGUGAUUGAGUGGAGCCAUCAGAUCCAUGCCGUAGUGAGACAAGACCCCACAGAGGCGUUACCUGAAGGCAAAACCCCUACACCGCACACAGAGCUUCUCUACUGGAAGACCAGACGGGCUGACUUGGAGUGCAUUUACUCCCAGUUAACAUCACACAAAGGGAACAAAAUGAAGACUCUGCUGGAUGCCGUGGAGAGCAGCUAUUCACCAGCUUUUCAAAACAUCCUACAGGACGUCCUUGCAGCUUUGGAGGAAGCAAAGGACAUCUGCACCUACUUGACGCCACUCCAGCCACUCUUGGACGAUUUGGGGAAUAAGGAGUUUUCUGAGGUCAAAGGUCAAAUAGGGCCAAUCAUGCACACUGUGUGUCUCGUGUGGGCCAACUCCGGAUACUACAACACCCCAGCACGAAUCAUUGUUCUUCUGCAAGAGAUCUGCGAUGUCUUCACUCAACAGGCUCGGGCUUAUUUGGUGCCUGAGGAACUUCUCAAAGGAGAGGUUUCUGAAAGUCUCCUGAAGGUGCAGACCAGCCUGGAUAUCCUGGAGCUCUUCAGGAGCACCUACAAGGACCGAAGGGCCAAUCUGGGCCAGUACCAGAGGAACGGGAGCCUGGUGAAGCCUUGGGAUUUUUCCCCGAUUUUGGUCUUUUCUGAACUUGAGCGCUUCAUCCAGAGAGUCAGGUCCAUGGAAGACGUUCUUCUGACAGCAGUGGACUUCCUCAAGCUGGAGAAACUGGAAAUUGGAGGCGAUCGAGGUGGAGCUCUCAGCCAGCAGGUCCAGCUACUCUACCAGGGCUUUGUAGACCGUUUCAAGAGCUUAACAGAGAAAGUCUAUGACUUGGAUUGCUUAGACCUCAACAACAAGGAGUUUGAGGAAGAUGUGAGGGACUUCAAACUGAUGGCGGAUGACACAGACCGACGACUAGGAGCCAUUUUCUGUCAGGCUUUUGAUGAUUCUUCUGGAUUAGAGCACGCCUUCAAGGUUGUGGAUAUGUUCGGUGGUUUGCUGGAGCGUCCCCUAGUUGCACAAGAUGCCAUGGUCAAAUACCCUCGCUUAGUGAGCAUGUCGGGCAAGGAGCUGGAUGGCUGCAAACACCUCUACCACACGCAGAUCAAGACUGCAAAUGAACCGGGUUCUUCCCCAGUGCAUAAGAACAUGCCUGCAGUAGCUGGGUGUCUAAGAUGGGCCCAGGAGGUGCAGCUGCGUAUCCAGACAUCCUUCUCCAAAUUCACACACCUCUCCUACCCGUGCCUGGAAUCUGCACAAGGAGUUCUGGUCAUGCAGAAAUACCACGAGAUGAUGCAACUUCUUGACAGCUACGCCACUAGUAUGUAUGCCACUUGGACCAGGACCGUGGACGAAAGCUGUCAUCACAACCUCAGUCUGCCGUUAAUCCGCAGAGACUUUUCCUCACGACUGAUCUCAGUCAACUUCAGCUCCCAGCUUGCGUCAGUGCUGAGGGAGGUGAAAUACCUGGAAGCUGGACGGACUGACGCCAUCCCUGAAUCUGCAAUGCAGGUUUAUACCACCAGGCGGCAAAUGUGGCAGUACGUGGGUAGCCUGGAGCUUGCCGCUGGCCGGUACAACAAGGUGAUUCAGUCUGUGCUCGAUGUCGAGAAUGUUCUAUUGAAGAACCAGCUCAGAGAUAUUGACAGCCAGCUGCAAAAGGCAGAAGAGGACCUGAGCUGGACCUGCCAAGGCAUUUGGGAGUAUAUUCAAGAGUUGCGAGAUUCCGUUUGUGACCUGGAGAGCCGACUCAAAAGAGCCAAAGACAAUGUGGAGGAGAUUCAGAUCUUUAUCAAAUCCUGGGCAAGUCCCAUGUUUGGCAGGAAAGAGGGCAGAAAAGAUACUCUGCUCAGUCUGGAGGAUCGUGCCGAAAGGCUUGAGCGGUUUUAUAGUAUGAUACGAUCAUCUGGAGAGAAGAUUCACUUCUUGAUAAAGAGGAACCUCGAGCUUUUCAGAGCAGAACCAUCCUCGGAAGAAUGGAAAGCCUAUGUGGAGUACAUUGACGACAUGGUCGUGGACGGAUUGUACAACUGCAUAGAGUGUUCGCUCAGGUUCUUCCUGGAUAACACUGAUGAAAAAACCACAAGAGCGCCCCUCUUUGAGGCCCAACUGGAUCUGAGAGUUCCCGACAUGGUGUUCAUUCCUUCUCUGGAGUUUGGAGACACAGACAGUUUGUUUGAGCUGGUGGAGAGUCUUAUCAAUGAUGUGUUCAGGGUGUCUUCCCUGGUGCCCCGCGUCUCCCAGAACUGUGCCGUUCCUCACUACCAGGAGGACAUGGAAGAUAUGACGGACUUGGCAGACAUGCGUCACCUCCUCAUGGAUCGCAUCCAGAACCUCAUGGCGACAUGCUGUGUGUUCCGCAACUCUUUGGAGACUUACAGCUAUCUGUAUGUCGACGACAGGAAGGAGGUCUUGCGGCACUUCCUUCGAUAUGGACACACUCCGCCGAGCCAUGAGAUGUUGGUUCGGGUUGAUGAGGGUAUUCCAGAAAUGCCACCGACACUCGAUAACUUCAAACAGCAGGUGGAUAGGUAUGAGAAGAUCUACGAGGAGUUGCAGUCUCUGGAGCUGGUGCGUGUAUUCCAUGGCUGGAUGCGGGUGGACGGGCGCAGCAUGAAGAUCGCCUUGCUCAACAUCGUCAAGAAAUGGAGCUUCAUGUUCAAGCGGCACCUCAUUGAGCAUGUCAUCAACAGUCUGUCAGAUCUGGAGGAUUUCAUCAUCAUGGCUGAGACUGGUCUGGGCCAGCAAGUGGACAAAGAGGACUACAACGCACUGGUGGGAGUCAUGGGCCAUCUCCUGGCAGUCAAGGAGAGACAGCAGACUGCGGAUGCUAUGUUUGAACCUCUGCAACAAACCGUUGCUUUGUUGAAGGACUACCAACAGGACGUUCCUGACGUGGUACACAAACAGUUAGAAGAAUUGCCAGAAAAGUGGACCAAUGUGAAAAAGAAGGCUACAAUAGUGAAACAGCAGGUGGCCCCGCUGCAGGCUACUGAAGUGGCCAGGUUCCGGAGAAGGUGUGCUUCAUUUGAAGUGGAGCAACACAAUUUCAAGGAGUACUUUCACAACAAUGCACCCUUCAGAUUUGACAGCAAGCAUCCACACCAGACGUUGGAUGCUUUCCAUGGGCGGAUCCAGGAACAGGAGGCGGUGAUGACCUCCCUGGUGGAAUCUGCCAGCUUGUUUGAGGUCACAGUCUCCGAGUACAAACAACUCCAACAAUGCAGGCGUGAGGUGGGCCUGCUGAAGGAGCUGUGGGACAUGAUCGCUGUGGUGGAAUCCAGCAUGCUGGCAUGGAAAAUGACUCCCUGGAGACAAAUUCAUGUGGAGGACAUGGAGCUGCAGUGCAAAUGCUUCUCCAAAGAUAUUCGGGCACUGGAUAAAGAGGUUCGAGGGUGGGAGGCCUUCACAGCCUUGGACAGCAAGGUGAAGAACCUCCUCAUUUCCCUGCGGGCUGUGGCGGAGCUCCAGAAGCCAGCAAUACGAGGCAGACACUGGCAUCAGCUGAUGGCUGCUACUGGGGUGCAUUUCACCAUGGAUCAGGAAACAACUCUCGGUGACCUGCUUCAACUGAACCUGGACAGUUUUGAAGAGGAGGUACGAGGGAUCGUGGACAAGGCUGUCAAAGAAAUGGGGAUGGAGAAAAUCCUCUCAGAGCUCAACUCCACAUGGAAAGGUAUGCAAUUCCAGUACGAGCCCCACCACCGCACCCAGGUCCCCCUGCUGCGCUCAGACGAAGAGCUUGUCGAGAUACUGGAAGACAACCAAGUCCAGCUGCAGAACCUCAUGUCUUCUAAGCAUAUCGCCCACUUCCUGGAUGAAGUGGCAUCUUGGCAGAGCAAGCUGUCUGUUGCAGACUCAGUCAUCUCCAUUUGGUUUGAGGUGCAGCGGACUUGGACCCAUCUGGAGAGCAUCUUCAUCGGUUCAGAGGACAUACGCAGUCAGCUGCCUGAGGACUCGAAGCGCUUCCAAAGGAUUGAUGUCGAUUUCAAAGAGCUGGCUAACGCGUUGCAUCAAACACCCAAUGUAGUGGAGGCCACCGGUCGGCCGGGUCUCUUCAACAAACUGGAGGACAUCCAGUGCAGGCUGUCUCUGUGUGAAAAAGCCCUGGCAGAGUAUCUGGACUCGAAGCGACUGGCCUUCCCUCGAUUCUACUUCAUCUCCUCCGCAGAUCUCUUAGACAUCCUGUCUAAUGGGACCAACCCACACCAGGUCCAGAGACAUCUGUCUAAGCUCUUCGACAACAUGGCUAAAAUGAAUUUACAAGCAGAUGGGCAGGGCAGUCCUCCUAAGACCGGUUUGGGCAUGUACAGCAAAGAGGAGGAGUACGUGCCCUUUAAUCAGCCGUGUGACUGUUCUGGACAGGUCGAGGUUUGGUUGAACCGGGUUUUGGACACCAUGCGCUCCACCGUGCGUCAUGAGAUGACGGAGGCGGUGACGACCUAUGAAGAUAAACCUCGAGAACAGUGGUUGUUUGAUUAUCCAGCUCAGGUGGCACUGACCUGCACUCAGAUAUGGUGGACAUCAGACGUGGGUAUGGCUUUCGCCCGUCUUGAAGAAGGCCAUGACGGCGCUCUAAAAGAGUAUUAUAAGAAGCAGGUGUCUCAGCUCAACACCCUCAUAUCAAUGCUGAUUGGCCAACUGUCACCUGGAGAUCGGCAGAAAGUCAUGACCAUCUGCACUAUCGACGUCCACGCCAGAGACGUAGUCGCCAAGAUGAUUGCUCAGAAGGUGGAGAAUUCCCAGGCAUUUGUAUGGCUUUCCCAGCUGAGGCACCGUUGGGAUGAGAAGGAGAAGCAUUGUUUUGCAAAUAUAUGCGAUGCUCAGUUCCUGUACUCCUACGAGUACCUGGGAAACACGCCGCGAUUGGUCAUCACGCCGCUAACAGACAGAUGUUACAUCACCUUGACUCAGUCCCUCCACUUGACAAUGAGUGGAGCUCCAGCAGGGCCUGCAGGGACUGGGAAAACCGAGACAACCAAAGACUUGGGGCGAGCACUCGGCAUCAUGGUCUACGUGUUUAACUGCUCGGAGCAAAUGGACUACAAGUCCUGUGGAAACAUCUACAAAGGUCUGGCUCAGACAGGCACUUGGGGCUGUUUUGAUGAAUUCAACAGGAUCUCAGUGGAGGUGCUAUCCGUGGUGGCAGUACAGGUCAAAAGUAUCCAGGAUGCCAUCCGAGAUAAGAAACAGAGGUUUCAUUUCAUGGGUGAAGAGGUAAACCUUUGUCCCACCGUGGGUAUCUUCAUCACGAUGAAUCCAGGCUACGCUGGUAGGACGGAGCUUCCCGAGAACCUCAAGGCUCUGUUCAGACCGUGUGCCAUGGUGGUACCGGACUUUGAGCUGAUUUGUGAAAUCAUGUUGGUGGCUGAGGGCUUCCUCUGCGCCCGGGUCCUCGCCAGGAAGUUUAUCACGCUCUACACACUUUGCAAAGAGCUACUUUCAAAACAGGACCACUAUGAUUGGGGCCUCCGAGCCAUCAAGUCCGUCCUGGUCGUCGCCGGCUCUUUAAAGAGAGGUAAUCCCGGCCGAGCUGAGGACCAAGUACUCAUGAGAGCGCUACGAGACUUCAACAUCCCCAAAAUUGUCACCGACGACAUGCCUGUGUUCAUCGGGCUGAUCGGUGACCUCUUCCCCGCUCUGGAAGUAGCCAGGAAAAAAGACCUGGACUUUGAGAAGAACGUGAAAGAAGCUGUUCUCGACUUGAAAUUACAGCCGGAAGACAAUUUUGUAUUGAAGGUGGUGCAGCUGGAAGAGCUUUUGGCCGUGCGCCACUCGGUGUUUGUCAUUGGGAAUGCCGGUACUGGGAAGAGCCAGGUGCUCAGGUCACUCCAAAGGAGCUACCAGAACAUGAAACGCCGACCCGUGUGGGUCGACCUCAACCCAAAAGCGGUGACAAACGAUGAGCUGUUUGGUAUCAUCAACCCAGCAAACAGAGAGUGGAAAGACGGUAAUUUUAGAGAAGUUUUUGCUUGUCUAAAAAAGUAUUUCAUGACCUGUAUGCUUACAUUGUCUCCCACAGGUCUGCUUUCUUGUAUAAUGCGUGAAUUAGCCAACGUGACUCACAGUGGGCCAAAGUGGAUUGUUUUGGAUGGAGACAUUGACCCCAUGUGGAUUGAGUCACUCAACACCGUCAUGGAUGACAACAAGGUCCUGACCCUCGCCAGCAAUGAGCGGAUCCCGUUGAACUCCACAAUGAGACUGGUGUUUGAGAUCAGCCAUCUUCAAACCGCUACCCCUGCCACUGUGUCCAGAGCAGGAAUCCUGUAUCUAAACCCAGCAGACCUUGGCUGGAACCCGUUAGUGUCCAGCUGGAUUGACAAAAGGGAGGUGCAAUCUGAGAAGGCGAACCUCACAAUUCUGUUCGACAAGUACCUCCCCUCUUGCCUGGAUGCCCUGAGAUCGAGGUUCAAGCAGAUCAUCCCCAUUCCUGAGCAGAGCAUGGUCCAGAUGCUUUGCUACUUGCUGGAGUGUUUGCUCACCACAGAAAAUACCCCACCAGACUGUCCUCAGGAACUUUAUGAGCUGUAUUUUGUUUUUGCUGCUGUGUGGGCCUUCGGGGGAGUCUUGUCCCAAGAACAGCUAGUUGACCACAGAGUGGAAUUCAGCAAGUGGUGGGUGGCUGAGUUCAAAACCAUCAAGUUCCCAUCCCAAGGCACGGUGUUCGAUUACUUCAUCGACCCAGACAGCAAGAAGUUUGAACCCUGGUCCAAAAUGGUGCCCAAGUUUGAGAUGGAUGCAGAUGCCCCGCUUCAGGCAUGCCUGGUUCACACAGCGGAGACCAUCCGUGUCCGUUACCUUAUGGACUAUCUACUGGAACACCAGAGGCCCGUCAUGCUGGUUGGGAAUGCAGGGACUGGGAAGUCUGUCUUAGUCGCAGACAAACUUUCAUCAUUGGACCCUGAUAAAUACAUGGUUAAAAACGUCCCAUUCAACUAUUACACCACCUCUGCAAUGCUGCAAGCUGUGCUGGAAAGGCCCCUUGAGAAAAAGGCUGGGCGCAAAUAUGGACCCCCCGGCAAUAGAAGAUUGAUUUACUUCAUAGACGACUUGAAUAUGCCUGAGGUGGAUGCCUAUGGCACGGUCCAACCUCACACACUCAUACGCCAACACAUGGACUACAACCACUGGUAUGACCGAAAUAAGCUCCUUUUGAAGGAAAUACAAAAUAUUCAGUACGUGUCCUGUAUGAACCCAACAGCUGGCAGCUUCACCAUCAAUCCAAGGCUGCAGCGCCAUUUCUCCGUCAUUGCCCUGUCUUUCCCCGGAGCUGAGGCCCUCACAACCAUCUACACUGCAAUCCUGUGGCAACACCUCCAAAAUGAUGGCUUUACCGCCACAGUACGAAAGAACACCUCAGCUCUGGUGCAGCUCGCCGUGGCUAUGCAUCUGCGUGUCGCCUCCACUUUCCUCCCCACCGCAGUCAAGUUUCACUACAUCUUCAACCUGCGAGACCUCUCCAAUAUCUUCCAGGGUAUUCUUUUUAGCACGGCUGAGUGUCUGAAAACCCCGUCGGACCUCCUGAAAAUCUUCAUGCACGAGUCUAACCGCGUCUACAGAGACAAGCUUGUUGAGGAGCAUGACUUCCAGAUCUUUGAUAAGCUACAGGCGGACAUGGUGAAAAAAUACUUUGAGGACAUGGAGGAGAGUCUGGAACAGACCCGGAAGAUGAACCUGUACUGCCACUUUGCCCACGGCCUGGGGGAAGCCAGGUACAUGGCUGUGGAGUCCUGGAGCAGCCUCAAUAAAAUCCUGCUGGAAGUACUGGACAGCCACAAUGAGGUCAACGCCAUGCUCAAUCUGGUGCUGUUUGAAGACGCCAUGGCUCACAUCUGCCGUAUAAAUCGAAUCCUGGAGUCUCCGCGGGGUAACGCACUGUUGGUUGGAGUAGGCGGCAGUGGCAAGCAGAGUCUGACCCGACUGGCUGCCUUCAUCUCCAAUCUGGAGGUUUUCCAGAUCACCUUAAGGAAGGCGUACGGCAUUGCUGACCUCAAAAGUGACCUGGCUUCGCUCUACAUCAAAGCUGGCGUGAAGAAUAUUGGCACCGUGUUCCUAAUGACUGAUGCCCAAGUGGCAGACGAGAGGUUCCUCGUUCUGGUCAAUGAUCUGUUGGCAUCAGGGGAGAUUCCGGACCUGUUCCCAGACGAUGAGGUGGAGAACAUCAUCGGCAGCAUGAGGCCAGAGGUGCGCAGCUCAGGAUUGAUGGAUACAAGAGAAAACUGCUGGAAGUUCUUCAUCGACCGCAUUCGCAGACAGCUCAAGGUGGCUCUUUGUUUCUCACCGGUUGGUAGCAAGCUGAGGGUUCGUAGCAGGAAAUUCCCAGCUGUGGUGAACACAGCCAUCGUCUGGUUCCACGAAUGGCCGCGGGAGGCGUUGGAGUCCGUCAGCCUCAGGUUUCUGCAGGAAGUGGACAAUAUUGAACCCGAAGUGAAGGAGUCUGUGAGUAAAUUCAUGGCGUACGUCCACAUGAGUGUCAAUCAGACGUCGAAGGAAUGCCUGGCCGUCGAGCGGCGCUACAACUACACCACACCCAAGUCUUUCUUGGAACAGAUAAAACUGUAUCGAAGUCUGCUGGGCCAGAAAAGUAAAGACCUCAGCAAGAAGAUAGAGCGGCUGGAGAAUGGCCUGCAGAAGCUCAGCUGCACAUCUGCUCAGGUUGAUGACCUCAAGGCCAAGUUGGCCGCCCAAGAAGUGGAACUCAAGCAGAAGAACGAGGAUGCUGAUAAUCUGAUCCAGGUGGUUGGAAUAGAAACCGAGAAGGUGUCCAAGGAGAAAGCGGUGGCUGAUGAAGAAGAGCAGAAAGUGGCGGCCAUUGCUGUUGUGGUCAGCGGCAAACAAAAAGACUGUGAAGAGGAUCUGGCCAAGGCUGAACCGGCUCUCACCGCUGCACAGGAUGCUCUUAACACACUCAAUAAAAACAACCUGACAGAGUUAAAGUCAUUCGGCUCUCCGGUGCCAGCGGUCACCAAUGUCACGGCGGCCGUCAUGGUCUUAAUGGCGCCCGGCGGUAAAGUCCCCAAGGAUCGCAGCUGGAAAGCUGCAAAGGUUAUGAUGGCAAAAGUGGACACGUUCCUAGAUUCCCUUAUACGAUUCAAGAAGGAGAACAUCCCAGAGACGUGUCUGAAAGCCAUCCAGCCUUACUUGCAGGAUCCCGCCUUCCAACCAGAAGUGGUUGCUGCCAAGUCCUACGCAGCAGCGGGCCUUUGUUCCUGGGUUUUGAACAUAGUCAAGUUCUACAGAGUUUACUGCGAGGUGGAGCCCAAACGUCAGGCUCUGACGAAAGCCAACGCAGAGCUGGCUGCUGCUCAAGGGAAACUCACCAUGAUCAAAACCAAGAUCAAUCACCUUAAUGAGAACCUGGCCAAGCUCACAGCAAAGUUUGAAAAAGCCACUGCAGACAAGCUGAAGUGCCAACAGGAAGCAGAAUCGACCGCACGCACCAUUUCUCUGGCAAACCGCCUGGUGGGGGGUCUCGUGUCGGAGAAUGUACGCUGGGCAGAAGCCAUCAAGAAUUUCAGGAAGCAAGAGAGGACUCUGUGCGGAGAUGUCCUACUUGCCACUGCUUUCAUCUCCUACCUGGGUUACUUCACAAAACGCUACAGAUUACGACUAAUGGACGAAACCUGGAGACCUUACCUUAGCCAGCUGACGGUUCCCAUCCCAGUAACCCCCAAACUGGACCCGAUCACCUUGCUUACGGAUGAUGCCGACAUUGCAGCAUGGCAAAACGAAGGCCUACCCUCAGACAGGAUGUCCACUGAGAACGCCGCCAUUCUCUCUUCCUGCCAGCGUUGGCCCCUGAUGGUAGACCCUCAGCUGCAGGGCAUCAAGUGGAUCAAGAACAAGUAUGGGGAACAGCUGCAUAUUAUUCGCAUCGGACAGCGAGGGUACUUGGAUGCCAUAGAGAGAGCACUGUUACAAGGCCAUGUGGUUCUGAUAGAGAACUUGGAGGAAAACCUGGAUCCUGUUCUUGGACCUCUUCUUGGUAGAGAAACCAUCAAGAAGGGAAGGUAUAUAAAGAUUGGUGACAAGGAGUGCGAGUACAACCACACUUUCCGCCUCAUUCUGCACACCAAGCUCGCCAAUCCUCAUUACCAGCCGGAGCUGCAAGCCCAGUGCACGUUGAUAGAUUUCACUGUCACCAGAGACGGCCUGGAGGACCAGCUUCUGGCCACUGUGGUUAGCAUGGAAAGACCUGAUCUGGAGGAGCUGAAGUCCAACCUCACAAAGCAGCAAAAUGGCUUCACGAUCAAUCUGAAGACACUGGAGGACAAUCUGCUCUCUCGCUUGUCCUCAGCUUCAGGGAACUUCCUGGGUGACACGGAGCUAGUGCAAAACUUGGAGACGACCAAACACACCGCUGCCGACAUUGAAGAAAAGGUAAAAGAAGCUAUGGUCACAGAAGCCAAAAUCAAUGAGGCUCGGGAGCACUACAGACCAGUAGCGGUGCAGUCUUCGUUAUUGUACUUCAUAAUGAACGACCUCAAUAAAAUACACCCCAUGUACCAGUUCUCUCUCAAGGCUUUUAGCGUGGUCUUCCAGAAGGCAGUUCUGAAGGCUGAACCUGACAUGGAUCUGAAGCAGCGGGUGUCCAAAUUAAUUGACAACAUCACUUCUUCGGUUUUCCAGUAUACGACCAGAGGCCUCUUUGAGUGUGACAAGAUCACAUACAUUGCCCAGCUUGCCUUCCAGAUCUUAUUGAUGAAAAGAGAGAUAAACCCUGCAGAGCUGGAUUUUCUUCUGAGAUACCCGGUUCAACCUGGUGUCACAUCGCCAGUGGAUUUCCUGUCCAGCCACUCCUGGGGAGGGAUCAAGUCCUUGUGCUCCAUGGAUGAAUUCAGGAACCUGGACCGCGACAUUGAGGGUUCGGCCAAACGCUGGAAGAAAUUUGUGGAGUCAGAGUAUCCAGAAAAAGAGAAAUUCCCACAAGAGUGGAAGAACAAAUCCUCGCUCCAGAAGCUGUGCAUAAUGAGGGCCCUGAGACCCGACCGCAUGACGUAUGCUGUGAGAGACUUUGUGGAGGAGAAACUGGGGGGCAAGUAUGUGAUUGGCAGAUCUCUGGACUUUGCUGCAUCCUUUGAAGAGUCGGGUCCGACAACGCCCAUGUUCUUCAUCCUCUCUCCUGGAGUCGAUCCUUUGAAGGAUGUGGAGAAACACGGAAAGAAGCUGGGUUUCACCUUUGACAAGAAGAACUUCCACAAUGUGGCACUGGGUCAAGGUCAGGAGGCGGCAGCUGAGCAAGCUCUUGACUUGGCGGCUGAGAAGGGCCAUUGGGUCAUAUUGCAGAAUAUCCACCUCGUCGCUCGCUGGCUUGGCACUCUGGAAAAACUUCUGGAAAAGCGAGCAGAGGGAAGCCAUGAGAACUUCCGGGUCUUUGUCAGUGCUGAGCCUUCGUCCACUCGUGAGGGCCAUAUCAUUCCACAGGGCAUCCUCGAGAACUCUAUCAAGAUAACCAACGAGCCACCGACGGGCAUGCACGCCAACCUGCACAAGGCUUUGGAUAACUUCAACCAGGACACACUGGAAAUGUGUGCACGGGAGAAUGAGUUUAAGAGUAUUCUUUUUGCUCUGUGCUACUUCCAUGCUGUGGUAGCAGAGAGGAGGAAGUUUGGUCCCCAAGGCUGGAACAGAUUGUACCCCUUUAACACAGGAGAUCUCACAAUUUCCAUUAGUGUCCUUUACAACUACCUGGAGGCUAAUCACAAGGUGCCCUACGAUGAUUUGUGUUACCUUUUCGGUGAGAUCAUGUAUGGAGGUCACAUCACGGAUGACUGGGACCGCCGUCUGUGUGGGACCUACCUGGGGGAGUUUGUUAAGCCUGAGAUGAUGGAAGGAGAGUUCUUCCUCGCACCAGGGUUCCCUUUGCCUGGAAACAUGGACUACAAUGGCUACCAUCAGUAUAUCGAUGACACCCUCCCUGCAGAGUCACCCUAUCUGUACGGCCUUCAUCCCAAUGCUGAGAUCGGCUUCCUCACUCAAACCUCCGAGAAGUUUUUCCGCACCGUACUGGAGAUGCAGCCCAGGGAUGGAGGAGGUGCUGAGGGUGGAGGGAUGACUCGAGAGGAGAAGGUUCGUACAGAGCUGGACGAGAUUGUGGAGAAACUCCCAGAGGAAUUCAACAUGGCUGAGCUGCUGGGUAAAGCUGAGGAGAGGACUCCGUACCAGGUGGUGGCGCUCCAGGAAUGUGAGCGCAUGAAUCUUCUCAUCUGGGAAAUUAGACGCUCCCUCCACGAGCUCAGCCUCGGUCUCAAGGGAGAACUAACCAUGACCAGUGAUAUGGAAAACCUUCAGAAUGCAUUAUUUCUGGAGAUGGUGCCUGACACUUGGACCAAGCGUGCUUACCCUUCCAUGUCUGGACUGGCUUUGUGGUUCACUGAUUUGCUGUCCAGGAUCAAGGAGCUGGAAGUUUGGUCUACUGACUUUGUCUUGCCGUCUGUGGUCUGGCUGGCGGGCUUCUUCAACCCCCAGUCCUUCCUCACUGCCAUCAUGCAGGCCACGGCUCGCAGGAAUGAGUGGUCUUUGGAUAGCAUGAGUUUACAGUGUGACAUCACCAAGAAGCAUCGUGAAGACUUGACGUCGCCACCUCGUGAAGGGGCUUAUCUUCAUGGGCUAUACAUGGAAGGCGCCCGCUGGGACACACAGACCGGCUUGAUUGUGGAUGCCCGUCUGAAAGAGCUCACCCCCGCCAUGCCAGUCAUCUUCAUCAGAGCCAUCACGAUGGACAAGCAAGAGAUCAGGAACAUGUACCAGUGUCCGGUCUACAAGACCCGCCAAAGGGGGCCCACGUAUGUUUAUACCUUCAACCUGAAGACCAAAGAAAAACCUUCUAAGUGGACCUUAGCUGGAGUGGCUUUGCUACUGCAAAUCUAGGUUUGCAAUGUUGUGUCAACCCUGUUUUCAGAUUGCCAAUCCUGAAUCAAUUAAAAAUCUAAUUAGGAACCCUGUCAUAUACUGCCCCUGAGCAGUGGAACUGGAAAAUAAUGGAAUUGUGAUUUUUAGAUAUUAAUAUUGCCAUUGCGAUUCAAAUGCAGUUUUUCAUUUUAAAUAUAUAUAUUUUUUUCUCCAACAACAUGUACUGAAUGAUUUUUGUAUGACAA